CUAUGUAACUGUAGGGACCGUCUUUGACAAAAUAACAAGGAAUGACUAGUCCUUUUGCAUGGAUUGAACGUUUUUUGCUUGGGAAUACUCUUUAGAACGUGGAAAACCUCUAACUUACGUAAUUGUCUAGCUACCCGCGGUUACUAAUCAGCUCGCCGCUGUGGAGGGGGAGGGACCUCGUCAAUAGGUGGUGACCCCUAGCACCGCACUUUGGGGCUGCAAGCGAUACGACGACAGAAGGCAAGCUGCCUUGCACAGGUUUUAAAUUGCGCUGCAAAUUUCUCGUUUGGUUUCUGUCUUGGAUUGCGAGUGGCGGAACAGGCGCAGCGAAAGCGAUUGCAGCAAUUCAUUGGAGUCUUCAACCGAGUGAGAAGUGGAUCAGGAGACCAAACGCCGCACUCCUUCUCAAGCUGCUACGACCUACGAGCGUUCUGGAUUCCCAACGUCUGUAGUCCUCUGGAAUGCUGGUACAGACGUCUGAAACGGCCGUGAAUUUGCUCGCUGAAGAUGAGUUUGGGAUCGUGUACUUCAUCCAAAAUGCCCAGCAGUUUUGGUCCGAAUUGGAUGACCUCCUUCGCGUCCCGGCUGAGGUAACAUUGUCGUUGCUAGACACGACUCUCAGGAGGUUUACAUCCUUAUGUGCUUCUUAUCAUGAGCAAUACCUCCAGAGCCCAUUGCAGUUGGAACAUGCUUGCCAACAGCUCUUGGAUUCGGAGUUAUUCACAUUCCACUCUGAGCGGAUGUGCGAGCUGAUUAUCGAAGAUGCCCAAUCAAAAACAGAUCCUCACGUGCAACUCAUAUUAUACAGCAUUCUUUUCUACUACGGACGUCGACAUACAAGCUUUCUCCGUUCUAGCAAGCGAUGGAAACCCGUGAUACCCUUGCUGAUGGAUCACGUCCUGGUCGAGAUAGAUCCUGAGACCGAAUUCAUGAAUCUCGCCCCGAGCUCCGCGAGCGGUUCUCGACAGAGCGUCUUUAUGGGUCCCGUGACAAUCGAAGCCAAACUGAGGUGCCUCAGUGUUAGGUUGCUCUACGAAGUGUGCCGGGUACAAAAUUUGUCUGUGCAGGACCUCCGUGUCUUCACCAAUUCGUUCAUAGACCACUUAUUCGAGCUUGUCGAGCAAACCAAGUUUGUACCAGACGAGACAUUUAAUUAUUCGGUUAUCAAACUUCUGGUCGCACUUAAUGAGCAAUUCAUGGUGGCAGCGCUGGACAAAAAGACAACUCUCUCAUCUGGGACAGCCCCCGAAGUUCAAAAUCGAGUAAUACAUGUGUUGACGUCUCGCCUUGGAUCCAGUAAAACCUUCGGCGAGAACAUGAUCUUCAUGCUCAACCGUGCAUCCCAGUCAGCCGAUGAUCAAUGCAUGCAAUUGCUAGUGUUGAAGCUUCUGUAUAUUCUUUUCACUUCCAAAGCCACUUCGGAGUUUUUCUACACCAACGAUCUCUGCGUUCUCGUGGAUGUCUUCCUACGUGAAGUGGUCGAUCUUGGUGAGGAGAACGAAUCUCUGCGGCAGACGUAUCUUCGUGUCUUACACCCUCUGCUUACGAAGACGCAACUCAGGGAUGUGCCUUAUAAGCGGCCUCAAAUAGUCAUGACAUUAGAGUCUUUGAUACGACAAACGCAGUUCCGAGAAGUUAACCCGACAACAAAACGUUUAGUGGAACGGUGUCUUAGCGGCGACUGGUGUAUGCAGUUGCGGAAGUCGUCAUUCGACAGGGAUGCUAUCACAGCCGAAGAGCAAUUCCGUGAAGCUAGUCCUAGUCGUGAGGUAGUGGCGUCAACGAUGCAUGAUACCUCUCCGGCUCAAACACCGAUGUCCGCCACGUUGGAGCGCUCGUCAAGCAUGUCUAAACCGAAGCAUAUCAAAAGCAGCCGCAGCAUAGAUAACUUAAAGGUCACGCUAUUUUCACGGCUAGGCAUAGAAACGCACAGGAGGCCGAGCGUGGAAAGUGCCCCAACCUUCGGUGGCGCUACUUCUGGGGCCACGGGGACUGCGACCAGAAGACCCUCCAAAUCGGGAUCCGUGGACAACGGAACUUUCCCUUCUCACCAAUACGCAACCCGUCAUGCAAAUCUUCAUGCGUCACCAUCAUCACCUGGUGCAAUCAGCCUUCCCUCCAACCCUACAGCAGUGCCUCAGAAAUUACGCAGGCCACCGCCACCGCCGCCUGUAAGGCGGAAAUCACCGCCAACCGCUGUUGGCAUGACUAAUGGCGGAGCCAUUAUUACCGCUAUAGCGAGUUCUUCGUCUUCGGUUCUUAAGAAACUCGGCAAUAGCAGGGGAAUGUCAUGAUCCGGUGAGGGCGGGCAUACACGCUCAAACGUAUCUUUUUGCUUUUCAUUUACAACGACUAGAUCUGCCAUAGCCUCACUACGCGCUGUUCCAUCUCUUUACGAGAUACCCUACCUGCCUCUCAAUGGUGGCUUAGGGCAUCUUAUUAUGCCAUGGGACAGCC
Messenger RNA from Pisolithus orientalis, 2457 nucleotides. RefSeq lists its product as uncharacterized. Gene Ontology annotation, biological process: actin cortical patch localization; endocytosis; actin cortical patch assembly. Gene Ontology annotation, cellular component: actin cortical patch. The transcript has 8 exons. Lineage: Eukaryota; Fungi; Basidiomycota; Agaricomycetes; Boletales; Pisolithaceae. The coding region runs from base 462 to 2294 and encodes 610 amino acids. The record is from RefSeq and is a predicted model, not a curated record. Gene Ontology annotation, molecular function: Arp2/3 complex binding.